UUUUUUUUUUUUUGCUUUACUGGCUAGGUUUUUAAUAAGUACGGCGUUGUAGGCUUGUUUCUUCAUCAGGUACAAUGGCAUCCUUACUUACCACACUCUUCAUCUCCAUCUCCAUCUCCAUUCCAUUCCAGCUUGCACCCCUAACACCACCUCGCCCAUCCUCAAACCUCAACUCACAACUCCUAUCUCCGCGCCCCACCCCGCGGACCGCGCCGCUUCUUCGCUCAACUCCGCUCACCUCCAUGCAUGCACGUACAUACACACUCAUCCCAUCACACCACAGCCUUCCUCCGCCCCCAAACACGUUGCCCUUUGCCCUCCGCAAUCUAUCUCCUCAACCGCCCUCCACCAGCGGCGCAGUACCGGUAGUCCUCCAUGCACCACCGUAUCACCUGUGUAUAUCCUCAUGCACCCCACGCCCGCGGCGCGUGCGGCCAGUAGGAGCAUUUCACGCUCGGCACCCCACGCGCUGCCGACGCGUUCAGCCUCGUUCGUUGGUGCGGCAGCAGCGGCAAGCGACAACGUGUCCGCGUCCCGCUCACUUCAAACACCACGAUCGAUGGAAGUUUUCUUUGCUUUUCGAUGGUGCAAUCGGCCCCGGUGACUAAAUGCGGAAGCUGGGAAGUUAUCUCUUGCAUGGGAGGGCUGGGAGCGUGGAGGUGUAGGGCGUGGUGAGUGGUUCGACGGGCUGAUUCCUAAACAUGGGGAUGUUAGUAUCCGAGGACGUGGGUGUUGAUAUAUUGAUGAUGUUUGGGGGUAGGUGCCGAUUCGUUGCCGUCUGUUCGUACAUGCAUGAAGGACGUUGUUGUGCGACUUGUCAUGCGAGAAGGAAGGCUGGGAUGAGCUGUGCUGAUAUUUUCUUCUGUUGAGGAGCGGGUGAGCGGGCGGGCGGUUC
Molecule: messenger RNA, 895 nt
Organism: Trematosphaeria pertusa
Lineage: Eukaryota; Fungi; Ascomycota; Dothideomycetes; Pleosporales; Trematosphaeriaceae
Exons: 1
Coding region: 75-608 (177 amino acids)
Source: RefSeq, a predicted model, not a curated record